AUGUCAGAACCGCUCACCAAAGUUGACUCUGCCGUCCAAGGCCUCUCUUCGUCCCCAAAGGACACGAAGGAUGUUAAGGCUGCCCACCGGAGGCAGAGCUCCACUGCGGCUGGAGUGAUGAAUGUCAAUGAUCUCGAGGCCCAGGGCAUCGAGCUCAAGAUUGCCAAAGAGACCCAGAAGACGGGCUGGAAGAUAAACACGUCGCCUACCUCGAUUGAUGAAAGGGAAAUCCUGAAGAAGUUCCUCACGACACCCCCGGUCAAGAAGAUUGACCUCCGCUUCCCCCUCGGGCUCGAGGUAACGGCACGGAACCUCAAAGGCGUCACCAUCAAGGAUGCACUGGAUGCAAUCCACAAGCCAUACAAGAAGCGGGCGGAUGACGAAUUGGACCAGCCAUACCUUGCAGGUUUCGAAUGGGAUAAGGAGGAGUCGUGGACUCGACUGAUGGUCCACCUGCAGAAGGAUGCCGGCGCACCCGCCCCCUCUUCGAAGAAGAAGAAGAAGGGCGGCGACGAAUAA
Phialemonium atrogriseum is the source of this 519-nucleotide messenger RNA. RefSeq lists its product as uncharacterized. Lineage: Eukaryota; Fungi; Ascomycota; Sordariomycetes; Cephalothecales; Cephalothecaceae. The coding region runs from base 1 to 519 and encodes 172 amino acids. The transcript has 4 exons. The record is from RefSeq and is a predicted model, not a curated record.